Messenger RNA from Laccaria bicolor S238N-H82, 903 nucleotides. RefSeq lists its product as uncharacterized. The record is from RefSeq and is a predicted model, not a curated record. Lineage: Eukaryota; Fungi; Basidiomycota; Agaricomycetes; Agaricales; Hydnangiaceae. Gene Ontology annotation, molecular function: hydrolase activity. The transcript is spliced from 3 exons. Bases 1 to 903 code for a protein of 300 amino acids.
AUGUCGGACGCACAUAUCUUGCAAGGAUCCUACCCGCCACGCACGAAGGAGAUCAUUGAUUGCACUUAUCCCUUGCUUGAAGCAAAUCGUGCAGCGAUCGAGUCAAUCGUAUGCAAAACCUUUGAUUACGGCCCAAUAGAAACCCAUAAGCUCGACGUGUACUACCCGCCAAACCACACGGACAACACAGCUCAAGCUGCGCCAAUCCUAGUCUUCUUCUACGGUGGCGGGCUUUUUACUGGUUCUCGCUCCUCGCCGCCUUCCAACCUCGUAUACAACAACCUUGGGGCUUACUUCGCUUCGCGAGGCAUCCUUACCGUUAUACCCGACUACCGUCUCGUUCCAGGCGUCACUUACCCUCAAGGAUCCGAGGAUGUCCGUGACGUGCUCGAUUGGGUUGUUCAGCAUCUCGCUUCUCUAGGGGAAGACAAUUCCACCCAUGUGUUCGUCCUCGCUCACUCAGCGGGCGGGAUGCACGUCUCGGGAUACCUCCUCACGGACUUGUUUGCAUCGUCCCCUGCAGCGCACAUCGUACGAGGCGUUGCGUUCAUGGGUGUACCACUUGAAAUACACCCCUCUCGAGCUAAGUUUUAUGCCGUUGCCGAGACGUACUACGGGGACCGAAAGAAAAUAGCUCAAAACCAGCCUCUGGGCAUGCUUCGGAGGGUAGAGCCUUCGCGUGUUGCUUCGCUCCCUCCGUUGCGGAACUAUAUAGCGGGGAGUGAGCCUCGGGCUAUCUCAUCCUCGAUGAGGAAUUUUGCGAAAGAGUGGAAGAAGAGGGGAUGGACCGUCGAUGUGUUGGUCAUGGAUGGCCAUGAUCAUCUCAGUCCGGUCUUAGCGCUUAGUUCGGGGAGUGGUGAGGAGUGGGGGGAGGAUUUGGUUGCGUGGAUAGGUUCCUUUUGA